Vitis riparia (riverbank grape) is the source of this 3133-nucleotide messenger RNA. RefSeq names its product protein fluG. The transcript is spliced from 18 exons. Bases 230 to 2761 code for a protein of 843 amino acids. Gene Ontology annotation, molecular function: hydrolase activity; glutamine synthetase activity. Lineage: Eukaryota; Viridiplantae; Streptophyta; Magnoliopsida; Vitales; Vitaceae. The record is from RefSeq and is a predicted model, not a curated record.
UAAUAAGUUGGAAAUUUCAAAAUUUCAAACUCAGUCGAAUAUCUGCUGAUAUCCAGGUGUUGACAUGGUUGGAAAUAAAAAAUUGGAACCGAUGAUGCGCAGAGAUAUCCAUGCCCGUUAGAAUUUCACAAUAUUAGAAAAAAAUAAAAAUUGGAAACUCUUAGAGAAAGCCUACCUGUUCAGUUCAGCAGACAGGAGCAGUCGGCGAAGAAAAGGGAGAAAGAAAGAGAUGGAGAAAUACGCAGAGCUGCGGGAGGCAGUGGAGAAGGUUGAGUUAGUGGACGCCCAUGCGCACAAUAUCGUCGCCCUCGAUUCAGCCUUCCCUUUCAUCGGCUGCUUCUCUGAGGCCAAUGGCGAUGCCUUAUCCUUCGCAACCCACUCCCUCUGCUUCAAGAGAAGUUUGAGGGAGAUUGCUGAACUGUAUGGCUCCGAGGUAUCUUUGAGUGGAGUUGAAGAAUAUCGUAGAUGCUCAGGGUUACAAUCCAUUACUUCAAUUUGCUUUAAAGCUGCAAGAAUUGCUGCUAUACUGAUUGAUGAUGGAAUUGACUUUGACAAGAAGCAUGACAUCCAGUGGCAUAGGAGUUUCACACCCAUUGUUGGUAGAAUAUUGAGAAUUGAGCAUCUUGCAGAGAAGAUACUUGAUGAGGAGGCGCCAGAUGGAUCUCCAUGGACAUUGGAUGUCUUCACUGCUAUCUUUGUGGGAAAGUUAAAAUCAGUUGCUGAUGGGAUCUCUGGCUUGAAAAGCAUAGCUGCAUACCGUAGUGGUCUUGAAAUUAAUACAAAUGUCAGUAGACAGGAUGCCGAGGAAGGUCUUGCUGAAGUUUUAUAUGCUGGGAAGCCUGUCCGCAUCACAAAUAAAAACUUUAUUGACUAUAUCUUCACUUGUAGUUUGGAGGUCGCUCUAUGCUUUGACUUGCCAAUGCAGCUACACACUGGGUUCGGAGACAGAGAUUUGGAUUUGAGGCUGGCCAAUCCACUUCAUCUCCGUACUCUUCUUGAGGACAAGAGAUUUUCCAAGUGUCGUAUAGUGCUUUUACAUGCAUCCUAUCCAUUCUCAAAGGAAGCAUCAUAUCUAGCCUCUGUUUAUCCUCAGGUCUACCUUGACUUUGGUUUGGCAAUUCCCAAGCUUAGCAUCCAUGGUAUGAUAUCUUCAGUCAAAGAACUUUUGGAGCUUGCUCCAAUCAAGAAGGUGAUGUUCAGCACUGAUGGGUAUGCAUUUCCUGAAACUUUCUACUUAGGUGCAAAGAAAGCACGUGAAGUUGUCUUUACUGUUCUACGAGAUGCAUGCAUUGACGGUGAUCUCUCAAUUCCUGAAGCUGUGGAGGCAGCUGAAGACAUCUUUGCUAAAAAUGCAAUUCAGUUUUACAAGCUAAAUGUAGCUAUGAAGUCUAUUGAUUUGAAGAAUGCUAUAUGCCCUAAGCUCAUGAGCAUAGGCAAUAAUUCCUCACAAAAUGACAUCACACUUGUUCGCAUUAUCUGGGUUGAUGCUUCUGGGCAGCAAAGAUGCCGUGUUGUGCCAGCAAGACGCUUCUAUGAUGUUGUUUUGAAGAAUGGUAUAGGUCUAACGUUUGCUUGUAUGGGAAUGAGUUCAGCUAUUGAUGGUCCAGCUGAUGGGACCAAUCUGAGUGGAGUGGGUGAGACCAGACUGGUUCCUGAUUUAUCAACCAAGUGGAGAAUUCCAUGGGCAAAACAAGAGGAAAUGGUUUUGGCUGACAUGCACCUUAAACCUGGGAAACCAUGGGAAUACUGCCCAAGAGAGGCCUUACGAAGGAUUUCAAAAGUUCUGAAAGAAGAAUUUAACUUGGUAGUGAAUGCAGGCUUUGAAGUUGAGUUUUAUCUCUUGAAGAGGAUACUAAGGGAAGGGAAAGAAGAAUGGGUGCCAUUUGACUCAACCCCCUACUGCUCUACAUCAGCAUUUGAUGCUGCAUCCCCUAUUUUUCAUGAAGUUCUUGCUGCUCUCCAAUCCUUGAAUGUUCCAGUGGAACAGCUCCAUGCAGAAGCUGGGAAAGGUCAGUUUGAAAUUGCUCUAGGGCAUACAGUUUGUAGUUGCUCUGCUGACAACUUGAUUUUCACCCAUGAAGUUAUUAAGGCCUGUGCAAGGAGACACGGGCUGUUGGCAACCUUUGUUCCAAAGUACACAUUGGAUGACAUUGGGUCUGGAUCCCAUGUGCAUAUCAGUUUGUGGGAGAAUGGAGAAAAUGUUUUUAUGGCAUCUGGUCAAGGCUCUCGCUAUGGAAUAUCCAAGGUUGGAGAAGAGUUCAUGGCAGGAGUUUUGCAUCAUCUUCCUUCAAUUUUGGCAUUUACAGCACCAGUUCCAAAUAGUUAUGAUCGAAUACAACCCGAUACAUGGAGUGGAGCAUACCAGUGUUGGGGACAAGAAAAUAGAGAAGCUCCAUUAAGAACUGCAUGCCCACCAGGAGUUCCAGAUGGUCUUGUGAGCAACUUUGAGAUCAAAUCAUUUGAUGGGUGUGCAAAUCCACACUUGGGGUUGGCUUCUAUAAUUGCUUCUGGUAUUGAUGGCCUUCGGAAACAUCUUCAGCUUCCUGUACCUGUUGAUGAAAACCCUUCAGAUCUCAGUGCAGAACUUCGAAGAUUGCCAAAAUCACUUUCUGAAUCGUUAGAAGCUCUUGGGAAAGAUAAUGUCAUGAAAGAUCUAAUCGGUGAAAAGCUUCUUGUCGCCAUAAAAGGAAUUCGCAAGGCAGAGAUCAAUUACUACUCGCAGAAUGUAGAUGCAUACAAGCAACUUAUACAUCGCUAUUAAGUUGACUAUUUGAUGUGCUGGCUGAGAUGGAUGGGUAGUCUCUCAAGUAGUAGGCUGCACCAAAACUACAUGAAAUUUAACCACAAAUAAGAUGGAUCGCUUGGGGGUCCAUUGUACACCACAGGGUACAUUAUUGGUUUGGAUUAAAACAUCUAAUACUUAUGAUUGUUAUUUUCGGGCAAGCUUGUAUGUGGGUAUUUAUAAUGGUCUGGAAUAAACAAAACAGUUGGAGAUUCAGUAAGGAAAUAAUAGCAGCAACAGCAAGCCUCUCAUGCACAUUUAUAAUGUUGCCAUAGUCUCCACUCUCUGUUUCUUAAUUGGCUGCCAUUCCUAAUCCUAGCAAUAAAAGUAGAUCAGCAUGCAUUUGUUUUA